Paramacrobiotus metropolitanus is the source of this 2140-nucleotide messenger RNA. RefSeq names its product kelch-like protein 12. NCBI's taxonomy places the organism in Eukaryota, Metazoa, Tardigrada, Eutardigrada, Parachela, Macrobiotidae. Bases 248 to 2044 code for a protein of 598 amino acids. Gene Ontology annotation, molecular function: protein binding. The transcript is spliced from 7 exons. The record is from RefSeq and is a predicted model, not a curated record.
UCCUUUCCAUGUUGUAGUUUUUUAGACAGUCAAACUGCCCUUUCUCGUACUGGUCUCUAAAACUGAUAUCUUUCAAGUUCAUACUUCAUACCGCUUAGAAACUUGAUUGUGAGCUACCUGCGUAUUGGCGACACUGGUCACUGUUUCAACCAAAGUGCUACCUAGCUAGCUUCAACAGGUGCCAUCCGACGCAGGUUUGCUCCUUUACUUCGAUCGGUAGUGGUACCCUUCUCAGUUUAACUUGGCCAUGUCAUCGGGACAAACCCAACCCUGUGGAGAAUCGGCCAGUGUUCGUUCCUCUGUGGAGGGCGCCAUGACUGGCCGACUCGCUGUCGGACUGCAGGAGAUGAAGAGCAGUGGAGUUUUCUGCGACGUGGUGCUGAAAGGCGCGGAAGAGUCAGCCGCCGGGAUCCCCUGUCAUCGCCUGGUGCUCAGCGCCCAAAGUAGCUACUUUCGUACCAUGUUUGCAUCGGACUGGAAGGAGUCUUCUGAAAAAGAGAUCCAGCUGCACAAUAUUCCGAGUAACACACUGCGCAAGUUGGUGGAUUAUGCGUACGCUUUGCCAGUUCUCAUUGACCACGACAGUAUUCAGCCACUGCUCGCUGCGGCGAUAUUUUUGGAUUUCCCUCACGUCGCUACGCUGUGCUGGGAUUUCUUGGAAAAGCACAUGGAUGUGUCCAGUUAUCUGCAGGUUUCUUCGUUGGCCAAGAUGCAUAAUAAUGCGCGUCUAGCUGAGAAGACCAGAAGUUUAAUCUUGCGUCAUUUUGUGAAAAUUGCUCAAAGCACUGAAUUCUUGCUCGUCGAUGCAGAAACGAUCAUGGAGCUGGCUGCUUCUGACGAUUUGCGCGUUGAAAGCGAGGAUGAAGUGUUUGAGGCUGUGAAACGCUGGUUUGAUUACGACCACACUGGACGUCACGCACAGCUAUCGGAUGUUUUGCAGUACAUCCGUGUGCCCUUUCUUUCGCCGAAGCGACUCGAAGAUUAUUUUUUGGCUCUUUUCAAUGGGCUUAUUAGCUCUACCGCAUUGAAUGGUUCAUGCCAGUCCAACAUUAUCGAGCAACUUCCUGGUCGAAGAAGUGAAGCAAUACCCUCUCGAUGUCGGCCACGGGAAUCAUACGGUUCUCCGAAGGUGAUAGUAUGUGUUGGUGGCUUGGAUCAUGACGAGAACAUACUGGAUGCAGUGCAAAUUUUCAGUCCAUCAAUCUCGGGUGUUUGGCUUCUCGAAAGAUCAAAACGUCCGCAACCUGUAGCUGGAUGUGGCUUGGUGACUGCGGAAGACAACUCGCUUAUUAUUUGUGGUGGAGUGGAAGCAAAAGCUUCGGAUUGCUUAAAGCGAGUUUGUCAGCUGGAUUUGUUAGUGAACGAGUGUACUGAUCUGGCACCCAUGCAAGUCGGUCGAGCUUUUGGAGGUGUAGCCGCUCUUAAUGGCCGUAUUUACGUGGCCGGUGGCUGCACCGAUGAAGCUACCAUGGAAUUUUAUAAUGCAGAUAAAGAUGUCUGGCAGUCUGCGGCUGGUCUACCGCUUCCGUUGGUUGGCUUUGCCAUGGUCGCUUCCCGGGACCGGGUGUACACGUUUGGAGGAUGCUCAGAACCAGAAGCAGAUCAUCCUGUUAAUUCCACCUUCUGUUACAAUCCAGAAACGGAUGCGUGGAGUAAACUAGCGGAUAUGCCAACUGCGCGAAGCUUUUGUAGCGCCUGUGUGGGUCCCAAUGGCUACAUUUACGUUAUUGGUGGCGAAAAUUCCGGCGAGGCUUUGCGUUGCGUCGAAGCGUACGAUCCGACGAGUGGUCAGUGGUUGAAAAAGCGUGAUACGAUCAACGAGCAUUGCGCAGCUGGAUAUGCGUACGUGGAUGGCAAGAUUUACGUUCUGGGUGGCUGUUCUGAAGAUACCGAUUCGGAUAUCGAGGUGUACGACGAAGAUGCCGAUGUAUGGAACCCGCAUCCCUGUCGAUUUUCAGAGGCCAAAACAGCCUUCGGCUGUGCGGUAAUGACUAUAAAAAAGGGGCAGUGUCUAACUGGUCAACUGAAUCUGGACUCUCCUUAACCUUGAAAGUGAGGGAAGUAAAGGACGGCGCUUCGGGAUGCUGCGACACAAAACGUUUUACACAGCGGUCUUUCGAAUUUUGUAUUAUGAGUUUCG